Molecule: messenger RNA, 1317 nt
Organism: Yamadazyma tenuis ATCC 10573
Lineage: Eukaryota; Fungi; Ascomycota; Pichiomycetes; Serinales; Debaryomycetaceae
Product: monooxygenase
Molecular function (GO): flavin adenine dinucleotide binding; NADP binding; N,N-dimethylaniline monooxygenase activity
Source: RefSeq, a predicted model, not a curated record
UUACAACUAAUGGCAUUCAAACGAGUCUGUGUCAUUGGAGCUGGCCCCAGUGGAUUGGCCCUGAUAAGGGCUUUGAAUGGAGAGCCAUUUGAGUUUGGUAUCGAUGUCUACGACCCCAGAUCAAAUGUCGGUGGGAUUUGGAACUAUUCUUCUAGCAAAGAAAAGUACAAUGAUACUAACGACCUUGAGGCCAACAAAGUGUACAACUUUUCCCCCAUCUACGACAACUUAGAAACUAACCUUCCAGCCCGGUGCAUGCAGUUCACCGAUUUUCCAUUCCCUGAAGGUAGCAAGUUUUUAUUCAGAACAUCUGUCAUUGACUAUUUGCAGAAAUACGCCAAAACCAUCGGUCCCUUCAAUUUGCAUUUGAACACCAAAGUUGUUUCUGUGGAAAAAACUAACGAUUGGGCCGUCACCAGUGAAAAUGUGACGACCGGAAACUUGUCAACCAAACAUUAUGAUGCCAUAGUGGUAGCAAACGGCCAUUUUGAAAAGCCCAUUUACCCAUCCGUCAAGGGACUCGAGGAAUGGCAACAAAAGGACCCCAAGUCAGUCAUCCACGCCAAAUUCUACAACAGUGCUAAGAAGUAUGCCGACAAGACGGUGUUGGUGGUCGGGGGCUCAUCUAGUGGGUGUGACAUUGCCGUGCAAGUGAGCUCCACUGCUAAAAAAGUGUAUGUUUCAUGCGAUGAAGAGUCAAUUUUGAACAAGAUCAGACAUCCAUACCUCGAAAUUAUUCCUAGAAUCGACGAAUACAACGUGAAUCACCAUGCAGCUACUUUUGAAGACAAAACCAUAAAAAUUGACCAGAUCAUCUUCUGCACUGGCUACUUCUAUGAUGUGCCAUUCUUGAAGAUCCCCUUGUGCGAAUCACGCUACAUCAAGAACUUGUACAAACACAUUUUCUACGUCGAAGAUCCGUCCUUGGUAUUUGUGGGGUUGGGCAAAGAUGUGAGUCCGUUCCCCAUGGCUGAAGCACAGUCGAGUGUUUUGGCAAGGUAUUUCAGUGGCCGGUUACAACUUCCUACUAGUGAUGCGAUGAGACAGGAGUCGAGUCAGGAGUUGGCACUAAAAGGCGCAAGACUCCAUGGAUUAAAACCCCCUAAAGAGCCUGAGUAUGUGAAUGAGCUCCAUCAUCUCAUUGAGGAGCAGCAUCUUGAGGGAGGAUUCAUGUUUGAGAAGUACGAAGGUGAAAAACUCGAAGCUAGGACUGCGGCUGCAGGCCUCAAAUUGCAGCGACUCACCGCAUAUUGUGAGGAGAUCGUUAGAGACAAAACUAAGAGAAUACUAAGUUUACACGGAGCCGGAAAAGUAUAG